Punica granatum (pomegranate) is the source of this 2007-nucleotide messenger RNA. The record is from RefSeq and is a predicted model, not a curated record. Lineage: Eukaryota; Viridiplantae; Streptophyta; Magnoliopsida; Myrtales; Lythraceae.
ACAAACACCCCAUUACCUUUCUAAUAAAUAAGGCCAGGAAUAAGAAGAGACUACGCUCACUCUCUUGAUAUGUAUUAAUUUAUGUGCAGAAAAUGGGAAGAUUCGUCGUCAGUCCCUCCCUCCAGCUAGCUAUCGGAAGCCACCCCCGAGACUGCGGGCAAAGUCUUGCCGUCCCGGAGCAGAUUGAUGGAGAGGAAAGCAAUAAUGCAAACGAUAUUUGGGAGGGGGAGGCCGAGGGCACCGGGGCCGGGCCAGGGGAGCUGCUUCUGUGGAGGGGAGUGUGGAGGGAGACGAAGAAACUAUGGCAAAUACUGGGGCCGGCCAUAUUCAACCGGCUAGCGAGCUACACCAUGAACAUUGUCACUCAAGCCUUCGCUGGGCACCUCGGCAAGCUUGAGCUUGCUGCCAUGUCCAACACUAUUACCGUCAUCGUCAGCUUCAACUUCGGCCUCCUGCUAGGGAUGGCAAGUGCACUGGAGACACUCUGUGGGCAGGCCUACGGGGCGAAACGGUACAACAUGCUGGGCAUUUAUGUACAACGAUCAUUCAUCGUGCUCACCCUCUGCUGCUCGCUCCUCCUGCCUCUCUACAUCUUUGCAGCGCCGCUGCUCCGCCUCCUGGGCCAGCCCAAGGACGUGGCGGAGCUGACGGGGGAGCUGGCACUCUGGAUGAUCCCUUUCCACUUCAGCUUCGCCUUCAGCCUUCCACUAAAUCGUUUCUUCCAGAGUCAGCUCAAGAUCGCCGUCAUCUCCUGGCUCUACUUGGCAGGCAUGGUGGUGAACGUGGCUGCCAGCUGGCUCUGCGUCCACGUCCUCGGCUUUGGGGUCUUCAGUCUGGCUUUGUGCCUGGGACUCUCGUGGUGGGUGGUCUCGCUUGGGAUGCUUGGAUACGCCACAUGUGGCGGCAGCCGGCGGACGUGGACCGGGUGGUCCGUGGAAGCGUUCUCAGGGCUCUGGGAGUUCGUCAAGUUAUCGGUUGCUUCCGGAGUCAUGCUCUGCUUGGAAAAUUGGUACUACACGACACUAGUUUUGAUGACCGGGUACCUACAUUUUCACGAUGCGACGGUUGCAUUAGAUGCCUUGUUGAUCUGCAUGAACAUUAAUAACUGGGAGCUGAUGAUUCCUUUUGCAUUCUUUACUGCCACCGGAGUGAGGGUAGCAAAUGAGCUCGGAGCAAGGAACGGGAAGGCAGCAAAGUUUGCAACAAUAGUGUCGUUGGUGCAGUCGGCAAUCAUUGGGAUCUUCUUCUGCUUGCUGAUACUGGGUUUACAUGGCAAAAUUGCGUACAUAUUCACGUCAAGCGUCGACAUUCUUGAGGGAUUCAAUAAGAUGUCUUAUCUCCUAAGUGCGACUAUUCUGCUGAACAGCGUCCAGCCAGUCCUCUCAGGGGUGGCUGUUGGAUCAGGAUGGCAGGCGUACGUGGCAUAUAUAAACCUUGGAUGCUACUACGGAAUCGGGCUCCCUCUUGGGGUUCUUAUGCGCUCAGUCUUUCAUUUGGGUGUGAUUGGCAUAUGGGGUGGGAUGAUUCUUGGCGGGACUGCCGUGCAGACAGUAAUUCUUGCUAUAAUAACCAUAAGAUGCGACUGGGAAAAGGAGGCCGAGAAAGCUCAAUCACAGGUAACAAAGUGGUCAGAUCCUAAUCCUAAUGACAAUCGAUGAACCGACCAUAUACGAACAUUCAUGCACGGUUGCCAAAAGAACCAAGGUAGCAACCAACAGUAAUCACUCCGUUGCAAGAGAGGAGCCAUAUCAUUAUUUUUUACUUAUGCAUGAAUCGCUUUCGCCAGUCAAGCACCAAACAAAAUUGUUAUGCUUCAUUGCAGUGCAGAUCUUGGCCUCAAGAAGAAACUAAUUUCGUCUUUGUCGGUAGUAUAUAUGCGUAGUAGUGUGUUAUGGGUACUGCUGCUGAUAUGAGAACUUACUGAUUGCAUCUUUUCUUUUCAAUUUCAUGGGAAAGAGACUCUUGAAGUCAAUAAAAUUUUAGUCGGUUGUCACUUUGCCCGUUAAA